Molecule: messenger RNA, 1140 nt
Organism: Malania oleifera
Lineage: Eukaryota; Viridiplantae; Streptophyta; Magnoliopsida; Santalales; Ximeniaceae
Product: dehydration-responsive element-binding protein 2B-like
Exons: 2
Coding region: 319-657 (112 amino acids)
Biological process (GO): positive regulation of DNA-templated transcription; response to stress
Cellular component (GO): nucleus
Molecular function (GO): DNA-binding transcription factor activity; transcription cis-regulatory region binding
Source: RefSeq, a predicted model, not a curated record
UGAAGUUCACAUUUGACACAUCCUACACGGCUUCUUCAGUGAAGCCGACUCUCAGUCCCGACUGCCGACUCCCCUCACUGUCUCACUCUCUCAGACUCUCGGACUCUUAGACUCUCAGUCCCAACUCGGCAACUCCCCUCUGCCUCUGCCCUCUGCCCUCUGCCCUCUACGUAGCUGCGCUGCGCUAAGCCGCUGCCGUCGACGUGUCGGGAAAUUUAAAUUUCGUUGAAAAGAGUCAAAAAGGUAUGCCUCAACAGUCGAAACCCUAGCACAAACUGUGAGGCCGCCUCUUGACUGAUCAGACGUUUAGUGUUUCCCAUGUCGCCGAUGCCGGACAAUAUUGUUCAAAGGAAGAAGAGGUUAUGCUCCAGGCGGGAUGGAUCUUUAUCUGUAGCUGAGACAAUUGCAGAGUGGAAGGAGUACAACAAUCAACUUGAUUUUUCUAAUGAUGAGGGAAAGACAGUCCGCAAAGUUCCCGCUAAAGGGUCAAAAAAGGGAUGCAUGAGAGGUAAGGGUGGAUUGGAGAACUCACAUUGUAGUUAUAGAGGUGUAAGGCAAAGGACAUGGGGUAAGUGGGUCGUAGAGAUUCAAGAGCCAAACAGGAGGACUUUGCCUUGGUGCAUUCCCAACAUCACUCGAAGCUGUGAUGACGUAUGACAAGGCUGCAAGGGCCAUGUACAGUCCUGUAGUCCGGCUAAAUCUUUCAAAUAAUGUUUCAGUGAAGGAUAAUACUUUCUAAGCAACUACAUCAAGCUAUGGUUCUAAUAUGAUAUGCUUGUCAGACAUAUUAGCCACUGAGAAUUCAAAAGUAAAUUUUGUUUUGCUGAAGAACAAGCUUGAAGAUGGGAUCGGUGAAUCACAAGUUCAUGCAAUACCAUCUACAAGCUCACAAAUGACUUCAGUUGAGCUAGAAGCCAAGGACAGGGCUGUGGGCAUGGGUUUUAAUAUUGGUGGACUAGAUUUUCUAUGGGAUUAUGUUGAGGAAGAGUUUUUCAAUGUUGAUGAUUUAUUCAAUACCAUAAAUCCUAGUCACCUGUGCAACUCAACAUUGGGAUGUAAUUUGAGCUAUGAUGCUAAACAAUCAACGAACUUGUAGCAUAGUCAAUUGCAUAUCAGAAAAUCGUUGGAUUUUUCAUUUCA